Messenger RNA from Colletotrichum godetiae, 360 nucleotides. Its product is annotated as RING-box protein. Bases 1 to 360 code for a protein of 119 amino acids. Gene Ontology annotation, biological process: ubiquitin-dependent protein catabolic process; protein ubiquitination. Gene Ontology annotation, cellular component: nucleus; cullin-RING ubiquitin ligase complex. Lineage: Eukaryota; Fungi; Ascomycota; Sordariomycetes; Glomerellales; Glomerellaceae. The transcript is spliced from 4 exons. The record is from RefSeq and is a predicted model, not a curated record. Gene Ontology annotation, molecular function: ubiquitin protein ligase activity; zinc ion binding; cullin family protein binding.
AUGGCCGAUGUCGACAUGACGGAUGCGCCCGGUACUGCCGUUGCCAAGAAGGCCGCCGAUGGCGAGAGCAGCAAGGCGGUCGACGCAAAGAAGCGCUUCGAAGUCAAGAAGUGGAAUGCCGUUGCAUUGUGGGCAUGGGACAUCGUCGUCGACAACUGCGCCAUUUGCAGAAACCACAUCAUGGAUCUUUGCAUAGAAUGCCAGGCAAACCAAGCGUCCGCUACUAGUGAAGAGUGCACUGUGGCCUGGGGUAUCUGCAACCAUGCUUUCCAUUUCCACUGUAUCUCUCGUUGGCUCAAGGCUCGACAAGUCUGCCCGCUGGACAACCGCGACUGGGAAUUCCAGAAGUACGGUCGUUGA